Messenger RNA from Staurois parvus, 371 nucleotides. The record is from the annotation of a GenBank genome assembly. Lineage: Eukaryota; Metazoa; Chordata; Amphibia; Anura; Ranidae.
GUGCACUGUGUCCCUCGGACACAGCGGAUCACUGAUCAGCAGAAAGAGCCGAAGAUGUUGGCUCGGUCAUGUGAUCAGCUGUGUCCAAUCACAGCUGAUCACAUGGGACAUCUACACUGAUCAUCGGGGCAUGAUCAGUGCCCUGAUGAUCAGUAUAGCCCCAUCAGUGCCACCUGUCAGUGUCCAUUAAUGUCACCUGUCAGUGUCUGUCAAUGCCACCUGUCAGUGCAAAUCAAUGCACAUCAAUGCCACAUAUCAGUGCCAAUCAAUGCCACAUAUCAGUGCCAAUCAAUGCCACAUAUCAGUGCCUUCCAGUGCACAUAAAUGCCACAUAUCAGUGCCCAUCUGAGCUGCCUAUCAGUUCUAGUCAG